CAUCCUAAAAAAAGAAAGUGGUCCGUUGCUUUCAUUUCCUACACCAAGGAGAAAGUAGCCUCCCAAUACAGCUCGCUAUUGUCCAGCUCGGAUAUUUUCUUAUUAUUUUGAUAAUCGAAGGUUUUGUUUAGUAGUUUACGUGUUGCUUGACAAACGAAACCCGCAGAGAAAAGAAUUAUCAGAAAUGCAAAUCAAAUACAAUAAUUUGGAAGAAGAGUUCAGGAAACGAUUAGAUGGAUUGUUUGGAGUUGAAAAUUGUCUAAUCGAAGUGAAUCCUGGUAAAGUUCUGCUACCACCGAAAUACCAGGAAAUUGGAGAACGAAUUUUUAAUUUAAAAGUCAAAGAUGACGAUUUGUGGCUGAUUUCGUAUCCUCGAACUGGAAGUACUUGGGCUCAGGAGAUGGCAUGGUGCAUUGCUAACAAUUUAGAUUACGAAGGAGCCAAAUUACUGAGUCAAUUUCGGGCUCCUCUCUUAGAAUUGACAGCUCUUUUUGGCAACGAUCAAAGAGAAUGGAAAAAUGCCCUAGGUAAUUCGGUAGAGCAAGUGGAAAAUACCCCAUCACCAAGAUGUAUCAAGACCCAUCUACCUUGGGAUUUACUGCCCAAAGAAUUGGAUCAAGUUAAACCCAAAAUUAUUUACGUGUGCAGAAAUCCCAAGGAUAUUUGCGUUUCGUAUUAUCACUAUUGUAAAUUGAUUCACGACUUUCAUGGAACGUUCGACGAUUUCUGCGGAUUGUUUUUAGAUGGAAAAACUCCGGUAGGUUCGAUUUGGAACCACGCCAGAGACUUCUGGCUCAAAAGAAACGAUCCAAAUGUAUUAUUCCUCAAAUACGAAGAAAUGAAAAAAGACCAUAAAAAAAGUAUAUUCCAAGUAGCCAAGUUUCUCGAUAAAAACUACACCGAUGAACAAGUCGAUGGCUUGGUGGAACAUUUAAGUUUUUCAAAAAUGAGACAAAAUCCGGCCAUCAACUUGGAACCAAUAUUGGAAAAGAUGUACGAUUCGAAUGAAUCACGACCCGAUCCGGAUAAUAAAUUUAUACGUAAAGGGCAAGUGGGAGAUUGGAGAAAUUACAUGUCCGAUGAGAUUUCAGCCAAAUUUGAUGAAAUGAAUCGACAAUAUUGGUCUGAUAUUGGUCUAACUUUCGAGAAUUGAUUUUAUUUACUAGGGUACCUCUAUACCUACCUUUCAUUAUUCGAACGCAUUUAAUUAGUAAUUUUGUAUAAUGUACUUAAGGACUUAAGGAUAUUAUGUUUAAAUUUGAAAGAAAUUACUUACUCAUUCGUAAAAUUCAUGUUGUAAAUAAAUUUUUUAUCAUGAUGGAGAAA
Messenger RNA from Planococcus citri (citrus mealybug), 1326 nucleotides. RefSeq names its product sulfotransferase 1B1-like. The record is from RefSeq and is a predicted model, not a curated record. The transcript is spliced from 7 exons. Gene Ontology annotation, cellular component: cytoplasm. Gene Ontology annotation, biological process: sulfation. The coding region runs from base 185 to 1153 and encodes 322 amino acids. Lineage: Eukaryota; Metazoa; Arthropoda; Insecta; Hemiptera; Pseudococcidae. Gene Ontology annotation, molecular function: sulfotransferase activity.